Molecule: messenger RNA, 2950 nt
Organism: Phragmites australis (common reed)
Lineage: Eukaryota; Viridiplantae; Streptophyta; Magnoliopsida; Poales; Poaceae
Product: scarecrow-like protein 34
Exons: 1
Coding region: 255-2663 (802 amino acids)
Biological process (GO): regulation of DNA-templated transcription
Cellular component (GO): nucleus
Molecular function (GO): DNA-binding transcription factor activity; sequence-specific DNA binding
Source: RefSeq, a predicted model, not a curated record
CUCCGUCAACUCUACUAGUACUAGUAGCUUAGCAGUAGCAGAUGAUCUUCUGGUCGCCGCCGCAGUCGCAUCUGCCCGCCUUCCCGGAACCUUCACUUCUUCCCCGCCGUCCUGCUCCCUCAAAUUUUUGGCUUUGAUUUCUUACCCACCCCAUCCCCUCCCGUUCCUUCCAUGUCUCACCCCCAGAAAACAUCACCAGUAAAGUGAUCACUCACACGCCACGCCAAAGAUUCAAUCUUUACCGUCGGCAAGCCAUGGCCGCCACGCCGGAGGACUUCCUGGACCAUAUGGCCCCUCUCGCCGUCCCCGAGCCCUUCUCCCCCUCCGUCUUCCUCGACCUCCCACCGACGCCGCGCCCCGACGGCGAGGAUCCGGCCUCCUCCGACGACCUCGUCCUCCCCUUCAUCUCGCGCAUGCUCAUGGAGGAGGACAUCGACGACAAGUUCUUCUACCAGUACCCCGACCACUCCGCGCUUCUGACCGCCCAGCAGCCAUACACCCAGAUCCUAUCCGACGCCGCCACCGCCUCGUCCUCCUACGACUCAGCCACCACCAACACCGGCGGGAGCGGCAACUCCACCCUUUCGCCGUCCUUCGACACCCCUGCAUCCGCCUCCGCCACCGCCACCACCACCGCCACCUGGCCCUACGAUCCAAUCGAGCUCUCCCAGCUGCUCCGCUCCCCGCCGUACUCCGACAUGGGAGUGGGACUUGACGAUUUCAUCGCCGACGAUGUCAGUGCCUUCUUGUUGCCGGAACAAGACGGCGUCAGCGCGGGAUCCCAGCAGACUCCGCUGCCCUUCAAGAGCGCCGGCGCGGACCAGGCCAACGCGUUCUUGAAUGGCGGCGGUGGGCGAGGCCAACGGCAACGCGCUUCCUUCGCCGUCCAGAACGACGGCGGCGCGGCCAUCAAGAAUUCGGGCUUCUUGUAUGGCGCGGAGGAGGAGGAGGAGGAGUCAAAGACAAAGACAAAGACCACAACCUUGCCCGCUGCCGACGGGGACCACGCCGCACUGGCAUCGGCUUUCUUCAGUGGCCAAAACGCGGGAAACAUGGACAUGCUCAACAUGGCAUUCCUCAAGGGCAUGGAGGAGGCCAAGAAGUUCUUGCCCACCACCAACAGCCUCUUCAUCGACCUUGAGGACACCUCCGUGGAGUCCUUGUCCAGAGACAAGAAACCGCCGAGUGGCUUCGCUGCCGGCCAAGUGAAGAAGGAGGAGGAGGUGGUGGAUGAUGGAAUUCUAAUGUUUGGAGGAAGCAGUAAUGGCAGGGGCCGCAAGAACCGGCGCCACGAAGAGGACUUGGAGGCGGAGACAGGCAGAAACAGCAAGCUGAUGAUGCCGGAACAGGAGGAAAAUGGUGCCCGGGAGAUGUACCAGGAAAUAAUGUCCUGCGAUUACGAGGAGUUCAUCAAGCGCAUGCAGGACCUGCGCAUGGCCAUGGAUAGUGAGUCCGAGAAGAGCAGCAGGAGGGGUGGCGGGAAGGCAGCACGGCGAAGGCAUGAGGUUGUUGACCUGCGCACCAUGCUCGUCCAUUGCGCACAGGCAGUGGCCACGGGUGACGGCCGAAGUGCGAACGAGCUGCUAAAGCAGAUCAAGCAGCACUCCUCGCUGAGAGGAGACGCUACGCAGAGGCUGGCACAUUGUUUCGCCGAGGGACUGGAGGCGCGACUUGCAGGCACAGGGAGCCAGGUGUACCAGUCGCUCAUGGCAAAACGCACCUCGGUUGUGGACUUCCUCAAGGCGCACAAGCUGUUCAUGGCAGCCAGCUGCUUCAACAAGGUGAAAUUCACCUUCUCCAACAUGACAAUCCUCAAUGCUAUGGCAGGGAGGAGCAAGUUGCACGUCGUGGACUAUGGUGUGCAGCAUGGAUUCCAGUGGCCAGGUUUGCUCCAUUUCUUGGCAAAGAGGGAAGGCGGACCGCCAUCGGUGAGGUUCACCGGCAUUGACCAACCGCAGCCCGGGUUCCGGCCAGCCUACCAGAUCGAGAAAACAGGUGACCGCCUCAGCAACUGUGCUCGCCAGUUUGGUGUUCCAUUCAAGUUCCGCGGCAUCGCAGCAAAGUGGGAGACGGUCUGUGCUGAGGACCUCGACAUCGAUCCGGAUGAGGUGCUUGUUGUCAACUGCGAGUGCUUCUUCGACAAACUGAUGGACGAGAGCGUUCUGGUGGACAGCCCAAGCCCCAGAGACAUGGUCCUCAACAACAUCCGGGAGAUGCGCCCCAACGUAUUCAUCCAUUGUGUGGUGAAUGGCACAUAUGGCGCGCCCUUCUUUUUGACACGGUUCCGGGAGGCGCUCUUCUUUUACUCGGCUCAUUUUGACAUGCUUGAUGCGACCAUCCCCCGGGACAACGACGAACGGCUGCUCAUCGAGCGGGAUAUCUUAGGCCGCUCUGCCCUGAAUGUUAUCGCCUGUGAGGGUGCAGACCGGGUGGAACGCCCUGAGACUUACAAGCAAUGGCAGGUGCGGAACCACCGGGCCGGACUCCGGCAGCUGCCAUUGAGUCCAGACGUCGUCAUGCUUGUGAGGGACAAGGUCAAGACGCACUACCACAAGGACUUCCUCGUCGAUGAGGAUCACCGUUGGUUGCUGCAGGGAUGGAAGGGGCGGGUGCUCUAUGCCAUGUCCACAUGGGUUGCUGAGGACAAUAACCCCAGCUUUUAGCUGCUUCCUUUGCCUAAUCUCGGGAUCCGGCUAUAGUGAAAAUAUUGGAAUUUGAUAGACGGUCUAUGUUUAAAUUUUGCCACAGAAACUAUGUGCCAGCAGCUCUGGUUCACUGGACUUCCCUUUCUAGAGGGUUCGAGUGCUUAAACUUGUAAUGUAGAAAUAAGCAGAUGCUUAGAGCUACAUAGGCUUCAGAUAUAGUUAUGGACAUGUUGCAGAGCUGUGAUAUGUACAACAAAACUAUGAACCCUGCUGCUGACAAUCAAUUUUGUGGUUCAGAUGCUUGA